GGGUGGAGCGCCAGAGCCCUCGGCGCGCCCUGGACGCCACUGCAGUGCUGCCGCCUCCGCGCCCUACUCCGCCGACUUCGCGCUUCCCCGACGGGGUUUCUCCAGCGCAGCCCUCCGUCGCCCCCUCACGCCCUCUCUCUCUCUCUCUCCGGAGGCGGACGGACGGGACGGACGGACAGCAGCUGUGGGAAGCCCGGCGGCUGCCCCGUCUACCUGGCAAGGUCAUAGCGGGCUCGCCAUGGAGGAGGCCGGGCGCCUUUGGCUGCGGGGAAGCGGCUGGCCGGCAGGUGGGCUCGCCCUGGGCGCGCGGUGCGCGGCGCUGCCGGUGGGCUGGACCUGCGCGUCUUCGCGGGGCGAGUAGACGGACGGACGGACGAGUUGCGCCGAGUUGCGCGUCGUCGCUGGUGCUGCUCGGGAAGCGGCGGGGAAGUUUCCCUGCGGGCGCUGCUGCGCACUCCGGAGCGCGCUGCGUCUUCUUCUUCUUCUCCGUGAGAAAUUCUGGUCCUGCAGGCGCGCGGGGGACGGAGCGAGGGGGGUCUUGAAGAUGGGCUCCAUCUAACAAGCAACAAGGAAGCAAGAAACUGCUGGAUUGGGUCAAUUGCAAUGGAGAAGACCACUGAGGAGAUGGUGGAACUAUGGCUGCUAUCCUGUGGCUUACCGUACACCAAGCAUCCCCACCAGAUCCGCAGUGCGCAGUGUUCAGAAGUGAAAAGGCUUGCUGAAGGUUAUUAGGCCUGCUCCUCUUGUGUGGCCAUUUUGAAGUUUGCAACCUCUGUCCCUCGUGAAAAGGAGGAACGAUGACUUUUUAUAGUUUCUGUUUGCUCCUCUUUGCGUUUACUUGGAAUACCUCUGCCUAUGCCUAUGGACCGAAUCAAAGGGCACAGAAGAAGGGAGACAUUAUUCUUGGGGGGCUGUUCCCCAUUCAUUUUGGAGUGGCUGCUAAACACCAGGAUCUGAAAUCAAGACCAGAAUCCGUUGAAUGCAUAAGGUAUAAUUUUCGUGGUUUCCGUUGGCUUCAGGCCAUGAUCUUUGCCAUUGAGGAAAUUAAUAACAGCCCAACGCUUCUUCCCAACAUGACUCUUGGAUACAGCAUAUUUGAUACCUGCAACACCGUCUCCAAAGCCCUGGAAGCCACGCUGAGUUUUGUGGCCCAAAACAAGAUAGACUCUCUGAAUCUGGAUGAGUUCUGCAAUUGCUCAGAGCACAUUCCCUCCACAAUCGCGGUGGUGGGAGCAACUGGUUCGGGGAUCUCUACUGCCGUGGCCAAUCUUCUGGGUCUCUUUUACAUACCUCAGGUUAGCUAUGCUUCAUCCAGCCGUCUGCUGAGCAACAGGAAUGAGUACAAAUCUUUCCUGCGUACCAUACCCAAUGACGAACACCAGGCCACCGCCAUGGCAGACAUUGUCGAGUACUUCCGCUGGAACUGGGUGGGCACCAUUGCGGCAGAUGACAAUUACGGACGGCCAGGAAUCGAAAAGUUCAGGGAGGAGACCGAGGAGAGAAACAUCUGCAUUGACUUCAGUGAGCUCAUCGCGCAGUACUUGCCUGAGGACCAGAUCCAGCAGGUGGUGAAAGUCAUUGAGAAUUCCACAGCGAAGGUGAUAGUCGUUUUCUCAAGUGGGCCGGAUCUGGAACCCCUGAUCAAAGAGAUUGUCACGCGUAACAUCACUGGCAGGAUUUGGCUGGCUAGUGAAGCCUGGGCCAGCUCUUCGCUGAUAGCUAUGCCAGAGUUCUUCCAUGUCAUGGGUGGCACCAUCGGAUUUGCUCUGAAGGCAGGGCAGAUCCCCGGCUUCCGCAACUUUCUGCGGAAGGUGAAUCCGAGGAAAUCUGUUAACAAUGGAUUUAUCAAAGAGUUUUGGGAGGAGACGUUUAACUGCUACCUGGCAGAUAGCAACAAAAAUUAUCCAGGUUCUGCGUCUUUCCAGAAGAGCCGCGAAGAAGGCACUGGAGUUGGAAAUGGCACAAGUGCCUUCCGCGCCCCCUGUACUGGGCACGAAAAUAUCACCAGUGUGGAGACUCCCUACAUGGAUUAUACUCACCUGCGGAUAUCUUACAAUGUAUACUUGGCCGUAUACUCCAUUGCCCAUGCUUUGCAGGAUAUAUACACUUGCACCCCUGGGAAAGGACUGUUCACCAAUGGGUCAUGUGCUGACAUCAAGAAAGUGGAAGCAUGGCAGGUACUGAAGCACCUGCGGCACUUGAACUUCACAAACAACAUGGGAGAGCAAGUGGAUUUUGAUGAAUCUGGGGGCCUGAUAGGGAAUUACUCCAUCAUCAAUUGGCACCUGUCACCAGAGGACGGCUCCAUUGUCUUUGAGGAAGUUGGACACUAUAAUGUUUAUGCCAAGAAAGGAGAGAGGCUGUUUAUCAAUGAGAACAAGAUUCUGUGGAGUGGAUUCUCGAAGGAGGUGCCCUUCUCCAACUGCAGCAAAGACUGCCCGCCUGGCAGAAGAAAAGGCAUUCUCGAGGGGACAGCUACUUGUUGUUUUGAAUGUGUGGAAUGCACUGACGGGGAGAUCAGUGAUGAGACAGAUGCUAGUGCCUGUGAGAGGUGUGAUGAAGACUUCUGGUCCAACGAAAACCACACGUUCUGCAUUCCCAAGCAAAUAGAAUUUUUGUCUUGGACAGAGCCGUUUGGGAUCGCGCUCACCCUCUUCGCUAUACUAGGCAUCUUCCUCACGUCGUUUGUCCUGGGGGUCUUUACCAGAUUUCGCAACACACCCAUCGUCAAGGCCACAAACCGCGAACUCUCUUACCUCCUCCUCUUCUCCUUGCUUUGCUGCUUCUCCAGCUCCCUUUUCUUCAUCGGGGAGCCCCAGGACUGGAACUGCCGCUUACGGCAGCCGGCCUUUGGCAUCAGCUUUGUCCUCUGCAUCUCCUGCAUCCUGGUGAAGACCAACCGCGUCCUCCUGGUCUUUGAGGCCAAGAUACCCACCAGCCUCCAUCGCAAGUGGUGGGGCCUUAACCUCCAGUUCCUCUUGGUCUUCCUGUGCACUUUUGUGCAGAUAGUCAUCUGUGUCAUCUGGCUCUAUACGGCUCCCCCUUCCAGCUAUCGGAAUCAUGAACUGGAGGACGAGAUCAUCUUCAUCACCUGCAACGAGGGCUCCUUGAUGGCACUGGGCUUCCUGAUCGGCUACACAUGCCUCCUGGCCGCUAUCUGCUUCUUCUUCGCUUUCAAGUCCCGCAAGCUGCCCGAGAACUUCAACGAGGCCAAAUUCAUCACCUUCAGCAUGCUGAUCUUCUUCAUUGUUUGGAUCUCUUUUAUCCCAGCUUACGCCAGCACCUACGGCAAAUUUGUCUCGGCGGUGGAGGUGAUCGCUAUACUGGCUGCCAGCUUUGGGCAGCUGGCUUGCAUCUUCUUCAACAAGGUCUACAUCAUCCUCUUCAAGCCCUCGCGCAACACCAUCGAGGAGGUGCGCUCCAGCACCGCUGCCCAUGCCUUCAAGGUGGCUGCCAAGGCCACGCUGCGGCGCAGCAAUGUGUCCCGCAAGAGGUCCAACAGUCUUGGAGGCUCCACAGCCUCGACGCCGUCCUCGUCCAUCAGCAGUAAAAGCAACCAUGAAAAUCCCUUUUCACUGCCAAGUCCAGUGGACCACCAGCAGCCACAUGGGUGCAAGCAAAAGGUGAGUUUUGGCGGCGGGACUGUCACUUUCUCGCUGAGCUUCGAGGAGCACCAGACAAAUGCAGUAGCCAACCGGAAUGCAAAGCACAGGAACUCACUGGAAGCCCAAAACAGUGACGACAGCCUCAUGCGCCACAAGGCCCUGCUUCCUCUGCAACCCAGCGAACCACGAGGCAACGAGCCCAACUUCCAGAUGCCCUCAAUUCAAGGCUCCAACACGAAGGAACCAGUAACGGCAGAAGCCAAGCAAGAAGUGCAAAACUCGGAAGAAGAGCAACCUUCUUUGUCAGAUGCAUACUUGCGGGAUUUUGUAGGCAAUGACUCCGUCCUAGAGAACGCCAUUCAUUCAUAAUCAAAGAAAAAGGAGUCUGUUUUCCCCGCUCUUCUCUAAAACGGGGGGGGGGGGGGGGAAGGACUGGAUGCAUCUGCAACACAGCCAGCCACUUCUUAUGGUUAGAAUCAGCAGGAUAAACUCACCUCCAAAGGGCUGUUGAGGGUGGGAGAGGGAAGAAAAUGCCUAGUGAUCAUUUUAGUGAACAUCUGUGCUGGUUGUGGAAGAUAUGAGGAGAAGAAACCCGUUGGAAGGACUAGUACUCUCCCCCCCCCCAGCUGGGUUUAUCAGAUUUUUGUGUGGAGUUUAUCAUUGUUCUACCCUAGUGGUCCAAGGCCACCAACUUGCUGGUUAGUGAACAUCUCUGAACGGUUCUAGUAACGUGCUCUGCUUUUACAUUGAUGUAUAUUAUCCCUUUUCUUCGUGGUGUGUAAUAGCCCCUCUUUAUAUGUAAAACUGCUUAGCCAUAUUGCAACGAGGAAAGCCUUUCUGCUUUACACAAAACGGGACACGUGGUUUGACUUAGGGGAACGUCGUCCUCCAGCUAAAUGAAUUUCAGCUGUUGCCCUCCACGUGUAAAGUAUUUAAAAAUAAGAAGACAUCGCUCCUUGUAUUUACAAUCAAAAGAUUAGCCGCUUUAUGCUGCUCCCAAUGUCUCAUAAAAGAGGAAUAACGUCCUGAGAAACAUCGCUGCUUUUAUGCAGAGCUGCUGUCCUCCCAGAGAUGCAUGCCCAGGGCUGACUCACUUGGUAGGCAAAAAGGAAGGGCAGCUUCUGCUCCUGGGGAAUUUACAGAGAGCUCAGUAACAUGUGCCCAUAACUUAAUUUAGGCUACUGUUGUUAUGGCUUCUGUGCUGCAAAUGGCUGGCAUUUUAUUACAGCAGGGGUCACCAGUCCUCUUGGGCACAUUUGCAAACCAGAUACCGUAUUUUCUGCUCCAUAAGACGCACCUAGUUUUUAAAGGAGGAAAACAGGGGGGGAAAUAUUCUGAAUCAAAUGUUGUACUAAACUAUUUAAUAAACUACCGGUAUAUCAGAGUGAGAGGGACAGGAGCUGUAUGUUUCUUUGGCGUGCGCGCUCAAGGAGCGACGAGCGGAGAGGCAGCACGCCCCCAGACGGACCCAACGCAGGAACCCCAGCAGCCUCCUCUCGUGUAAGCGGCUCCUCUCCCGCUUUGCUGCUUUAAAGCGAGCUGAGCCGGGGAAGAGGGAAGAAAGGAGAGCCCGUCCGUCCCUCCCUGAUCUGCAGCUCGCUUUAAAUCAGCAAAGCAGGACAGCAGCCGCUUACACCCGUGUAAGCGGCUGCCAACCCCCUUUGCUGCUUCAAAGCAAGUCACAGAGGAGGGAAGGAAGGGGAGCCAUGGAUCCUUCGCUCGCGACUGCAGCGGGAUUCCACCGCAGUCCAUAGGCAUUCACUCCAUAAGACGCACAGACAUUUCCCCUUACUUUUUAGGAGGAAAAAAGUGCGUCUUAUGGAGCGAAAAAUAUGGUGAAUCAUUGUAGAUGCCCCCCACAGCCACACGCAGAACAGCCUUUUCAGUUGGCUACAACAGAACGCUUCUUUCAAGUCUAGUUUGAGCAGGUGUCCGGGAUCCUUUUUGGGUGCUUGUGCACCCAUAACUGCCUCAUUGGUCAGCUGUGCCCUGCCAUUUGCACUGUACUGUGUUAACUUCUGUCAAAUCCAUGGCUCUUUUGGGGAGUAACCCAAUACAUUUGCAGGCAUAAUUGGGCUAACAACUAAGCAUUAAAGGAAGGAGACAGUCUAAAAGAAAAGGCUCUGAAAAGUGAGGAAUCACAUCCCCAAGGAGGCCUCAUUGAACUUUUCACGGCUGCAGAAGCAUACGGUCAUUAAUUACCUGAGGUUUCCCCAAGUCAUGGGUCUAGCAAGUUAAAACAAUAUUUAUAACAAACAGACAAUACGUUCAGGGAAUAAUAACCAGGCCCCAGAGGAUCAUUUUGGAGAUUAAAUACCUGGAAAGCUAGGCUGUGUUGCAGAAAGCAGCUGACAGCCCAGGGUACUUCAAAAAGCUUCUCCAAGGAAAUGUAUGAACGGGAGCCUUAAAUAAUGGCAAACUAGCACAAAGUAGGCAUGUCCCCAGUUUUGUUCUUUAGGAAGAAUUAAAGCGGCUAGCCAGUGGUAGGUGUGGCUAAUGCUUUUGCUAAGGGUAGAAUGAAAUGCCAAGAUCACUUUCACCCCAAAUUCUGCAACUGCUGGAGUUCCAAAAUGUAUCUUACAGAUAGCAGAGGUUGUUGUGACAGUCAAGACCUAACAGCUGACUCCUGUAAGUAGAGAAUGCAUCCAUAAGUAAUAUUGGGCCUGCCCCUGAGAGAGAAAACUAAGGAAUUUAUGACAUAAUAAUAAUAAUAAUAAUAAUAAUAAUAAUAAUAAUAAUAAUAAUAAUAAUAAUAA
Molecule: messenger RNA, 6361 nt
Organism: Podarcis muralis (Common wall lizard)
Lineage: Eukaryota; Metazoa; Chordata; Lepidosauria; Squamata; Lacertidae
Gene: CASR
Product: calcium sensing receptor
Biological process (GO): G protein-coupled receptor signaling pathway; detection of calcium ion; intracellular calcium ion homeostasis
Cellular component (GO): plasma membrane
Molecular function (GO): calcium ion binding; G protein-coupled receptor activity
Source: RefSeq, a predicted model, not a curated record